Lucilia cuprina (Australian sheep blowfly) is the source of this 1893-nucleotide messenger RNA. It is a transcript of the gene Nadk1b, whose product is annotated as NAD kinase. The record is from RefSeq and is a predicted model, not a curated record. Gene Ontology annotation, biological process: NAD+ metabolic process; NADP+ biosynthetic process. The transcript is spliced from 5 exons. Lineage: Eukaryota; Metazoa; Arthropoda; Insecta; Diptera; Calliphoridae. Gene Ontology annotation, molecular function: NAD+ kinase activity. The coding region runs from base 284 to 1831 and encodes 515 amino acids.
AUUACCAAAUAACCCACUAAGAAAUUGAACAUAUUAAUAAAUUUUGUUUCAAAAACCAUUAGCAUUCCAAGCCAACAACAAGUAAUAUACAAAAAAUAAGUUAAAAGAAUUAAUAAAUAAUUAAAUAAAAACAAGUUGUUUUAUUACCUAUCUCUGGUGGUUAUCUACGUCAAACUUUUUACGCCUUUUAUUUAUCUUUUUGUAGAAAAAGUUUAUUAAAUAUAUUUAACAUUCGCUACAAUCAAUAAAAAGUGUUACAAGAAUUAAGACAGAAACAACAAAAAUGUCCAAAUCACAAAUAAAUGGUUUAUUUAAUAGCAAUAGCGCCGGCAGCAGCAGCAGCAAUAAUAACAAAAUUUUUACUGCCACCCAUUCCACCCCCACUGGUGCUGUUGGUGUUACAGCCACAGCUGCUUUACAGUGUACCCCCUCUACAACAAAUGCUGCUGCUGUAGCGGCAAAAGAUCAUUUAAGUGUUAAUCGCAUAAGUGCUGGUGGUAAUGCCUCUUCGGCUCCGGGUCCUGGAGGAACAAAUUCCUCGCCUGAUGUGGAAGCUAUGAGGGAGUGGUGGCGCACACGAAGUUUAAAUGCCCCCUCACCUUUUCAACAAUUUGGACCAUGUGGACGUAUAAUGAAAAAUCCGGCCAUGGUUAUGCAAAUACAAGACCCUGCCAGUCAGCGUCUUACCUGGUACAAACCUCCGUUAACGGUAUUGGUUAUAAAAAAAGUACGUGACUCUAUGGUGCUGGCACCAUUUGUACAAUUAGUUGAAUGGUUGGUACAAGAAAAACAUAUGGUUGUGUGGGUGGAAUCAGCCGUCUUAGAUGACCCACUCUUACAAGAAGAUAAGAAAUUUCAAUCGGUUAAGGAAAAAUUGGUAACAUUCAAAGAUGGUCGUGAUGAUUUAACAGAUCGCAUAGAUUUCAUUGUUUGCUUGGGUGGUGAUGGUACUCUUCUGUAUGCUUCUCUUUUAUUUCAACAAUCUGUGCCGCCUGUCAUGGCCUUCCAUUUGGGCUCUUUGGGUUUUUUGACACCAUUCCAGUUUGAUAAUUUCCAAGAACAAGUUACAAAUGUUUUAGAAGGUCAUGCCGCUUUAACAUUGCGCAGCCGUUUGCGUUGCGUUAUCUACAGAAAGACAGAUCGUCGUAAAGAUUCCUCCGAACUGACGCCACAAUUGAAUUGCAGCAUGUCGGCAGAUAGUGGUGUAUCCAUGGAUUCCUGCUCGGGUAUACCAACGGUGGGCAAAGGUUGCUCUAGAACACCUUCCACAAAUAUAUUGGUUCUAAACGAAGUUGUUAUUGAUCGUGGACCCUCGCCAUAUCUAAGUAAUAUUGAUUUAUUUUUGGAUGGCAAGUAUAUUACUUCGGUGCAGGGUGAUGGUUUAAUUGUUUCCACACCCACUGGCAGUACGGCAUAUGCUGUGGCAGCUGGUGCCUCUAUGAUUCAUCCAUCUGUACCCGCGAUUAUGGUCACACCCAUUUGUCCACAUUCUUUAAGUUUUCGUCCGAUUGUUGUACCUGCUGGAGUUGAACUGAAGAUUUCUGUAUCACCCGACAGUCGUAACACCUCCUGGGUAUCCUUCGAUGGUCGCAAUCGACAAGAACUGUUUCAUGGUGAUAGUUUAAGAGUUACCACCUCCAUCUAUCCGGUGCCCAGUAUAUGUGCUCAAGAUCAAAUAUCCGAUUGGUUUGAUUCUUUGGCCGAAUGUUUGCACUGGAAUGUGCGUAAAAAGCAAAAAUGUUUAGAUGAACUGUCGGACUUGACCGCUUCAGGUUCUGAGGAUACUCUAGAUGAGCUGGAAAGAGGCUCCGAUUCUUUGUUAGAUAGUUAAACAAAAAACACAUUAAUAAUAAACAUAAUUGUUAAACAAUUAAACAACAACAACAACAACAA